GGAUAAAAGUCAUAUGGAAACAAGAAAAACGCUACAACUUUGAGCAAAAACUGUAACUGCAGACUUUUUUUUAUAUAAAGUCUUGUAGCUUACUAAUCCUAAAGAAUCUACUCGCUUCUUCGGUUCAGUAAAGAAAGAGAGAGAAAAAAGUACAAAUAUUAGUUGUAAAGGGAACAGAUUUUAUAUAAUAAAUGAAGAAGACUGCAACAAGAAGUGUGUAUUCGUAUUGAUUAUAGAAUUUAAGAAACUCUGCAGUACUUUUUUUUUUCUGCAGACAGAGACAGAGAGAUAGCAUUUAGAGAGCGAGAAGGGUGUGCGUUUGGUUACGUGAGCUGUUUCUCUCCAUCUUUAACUCUCUUGUCUCUUUUAACAUCUUAUCUUCUCUUUCACAUUAGUAAUGAAGCCAUGAAAAUGGAAUUACUUUCAGCUUUCUUCUUCUUCUUUCUCAGUUUUGUUCUGCCUUCCUCUGGUUUAAACUCUGAUGGACUGCUGCUGAUGAACUUUAAGUCCUCUGUUCUCGUUGAUCCUCUGUCUCAGUUACAGACAUGGAACUACAACCACGAAACUCCAUGUUCUUGGCGAGGAGUCUCUUGUAAUAACGACUCCAAAGUCGUCAACUUGUCUCUCCCAAACUCUCAGCUCUUGGGCUCGAUUCAUUCUGAUCUGGGCUCUCUCCACUCCCUUCAAAUCCUCGAUCUUUCCAACAACUCCUUCAACGGGCCGUUGCCGGUUUCGUUCUUCAACGGAACAGAGCUCCGGUCACUCGAUCUCUCCGGUAACAUGAUCUCCGGCGAAGUCCCUUCCUCGAUCGGCGAUCUUCACAGCCUUCAGACGCUUAACCUCUCCGACAAUGCCUGCGGAAAGUUACCCGCUAAUCUGGUGACACUUGGAAACUUAACGGCGGUUUCACUGCAGAGCAACUACUUCUCCGGCGAGAUUCCCGGCGGAUGGAGAGAUGUUCAGUUUCUAGACUUGUCGUCCAAUCUGAUCAACGGCUCGCUACCGCCGGACUUCGGCGGAGCUAGUCUCCGUUACUUGAACGUCUCGUUUAACCAAAUCUCCGGCAAUAUACCGCCGGAGAUCGGUGAUACAUUCCCGAGAAACGCCACCGUUGAUCUCUCAUUCAACAACUUAACCGGUUCAAUCCCGGUUUUCCUUAACCAGAAAUCAUAUUUCUUUACAGGUAACCCGGGUUUAUGCGGCGACCCGGCUCCGAACCCGUGUCCGAUCUCUUCUUCACCGAUGUCUACACCGGCGAUCGCCGCAAUACCGAACACAAUCAGCUCAAACCCGGUUACUAAUCCAACGACGCAACAAACGAACCGGACUCCCCGAACCGGUUUACGACCAGGAGUUAUAACCGGGAUCGUCAUAGGUGAUAUCGCCGGUAUCGGAAUCCUCGCCGUGAUUUUCCUUUACAUCUACAGACGCAAGAAGAGCAAGGACAUCGCUAACAGCAACAGCAACGACAAGCAGAGAGAAGAAACAACAGACACGAUCACGUUAUCACCAUCUUCAUCUUCUUCUUCUUCUUCCUCACCAGACGAAUCAAGAAGAUUCACUAAAUGGUCGUGUCUACGUAAAGAGCCCGAAACGACGCCGUCCGACGAAGAAGAAAGCCGUUACAAUGCAGAUCAACGGUCAGGAGAUAGCGAAGGGACGUUAGUGACCGUUGAUGGAGAGAAGGAGAUGGAGAUCGAGACUCUGCUUAAGGCUUCUGCUUAUAUAUUAGGCGCCAAGGGGUCGAGUAUAAUGUAUAAAGCUGUUCUCGAAGACGGUACGGUUUACGCGGUUCGUCGGCUGGGUGAGACCGGUUUAACUCAGCGCCGGUUUAAGGAUUUCGAGUCGAAUAUUCGAGCAAUUGGGAAGUUGGUUCACCCGAAUUUGGUUAGGCUCCGCGGGUUCUAUUGGAGUACAGACGAGAAACUGGUCAUUUAUGAUUUCGUCCCUAACGGCAGCCUCGUAAACCCCCGUUACCGCAAAGGAGGUGGGUCUGCUUCGCCGUAUCAUCUACCGUGGGAAACUCGGCUCAAGAUAGCGAAAGGCAUCGCACGUGGGCUAGCUUAUCUCCACGAGAAGAAGCAUGUGCAUGGGAACUUGAAGCCCAGUAGCAUACUUUUGGGCCACGACAUGGAGCCUAGAAUCGGUGAUUUAGGACUCGAGAGGCUUCUCACUGGUGAAACAAGCUACAGCCGAGCUGGUGGGUCUUCUUCUAGGAUAUUUGGUAGCAAGCGUUCAAGGGCGUCUUCAAGGGACUUCUCGUCCAUUGGGCCCACGCCAAGCCCGAGUCCUAGCUCGUUGGGCCCGCUGUCGCCUUACUGCGCACCAGAGUCUUUCCGGAGCCUAAAACCGAGCCCAAAAUGGGACGUUUUCGGCUUUGGAAUGAUCCUGCUAGAGCUUCUCACGGGUAAGAUCGUUUCAGGCGAAGAGAUUGGGCUUGGAAACGGGCUGACUGUAGAAGACGGACACCAUGCACUGAGGAUGGCGGACGUGACAAUUCGCGGUGAGCUGCAUGGCAAAGAAGACUUUCUCCUCGGUUGUUUGAAGUUGGGAUAUAACUGUGCGUCUCCUGUUCCUCAGAAGAGGCCAACCAUGAAGGAAUCUUUGGCUGUUCUUGAAAGAUUCUCUCCUGACUCCUCUGUUGUUAAGUCUCCGUCGUUUCACUACAUGAAUCACUAAUUAAUGAGAUCAAUUUGAUCUCAUUGCUAACUUGUUUCAGUGUAUAAAAACCUUAAAAGUUCUUGUGUGUU
Molecule: messenger RNA, 2750 nt
Organism: Raphanus sativus (radish)
Lineage: Eukaryota; Viridiplantae; Streptophyta; Magnoliopsida; Brassicales; Brassicaceae
Product: probable LRR receptor-like serine/threonine-protein kinase At4g37250
Biological process (GO): protein phosphorylation
Molecular function (GO): ATP binding; protein kinase activity; receptor serine/threonine kinase binding
Source: RefSeq, a predicted model, not a curated record